Molecule: messenger RNA, 2718 nt
Organism: Brassicogethes aeneus
Lineage: Eukaryota; Metazoa; Arthropoda; Insecta; Coleoptera; Nitidulidae
Source: the annotation of a GenBank genome assembly
CUAACCUAGAAAUAUAAACGGAAAAUCUUACAAAUUCAGCGUAAAAAAAUGCACAAAUAAUGGCGGCAUACCAAAAAUGCCUGCAGGAUUUGAAACAUUGGCAGACUAUAGCUGAAACUUCAUAUGGGUAUAAUUUAACGGAAAGGGCGAAUGGUUUAUCGAACAAGAAUGUUAGUGUUUCGAACGAAGUGAGCUAUGAGGAGAAUACAAGCAACUCAGGGCCUCCUGUGUUGACCGUGGAGGUUUUUGAUCACAUUGAAGUAGCUAAUAAUAAACCUUUCGAAGUUUUGCUCGAAGAGAAGCUUAGGGAAGAAAACGGGGCAGUUCCAAAUGAUUUCAGUAAUAAUUGUAAACCUAAAAAACCAUUUUUGAAGAAAGGUACAGGGUUGAAUAGGUUUAAAUCGUCAAUAAACUAUGCUAAUCAUAGUACAAAUAAAAGGAGGGUUAAGAAAUUAACAGGGCUAAAAGGCCUUAAAAUUGCUCACAGAAGUCCUAGUAGAAGUGAAGUUAGCCCUAAGCAAUUCUCUUUUGACUUAACACCACUAAAAAUACCUGAAGUAAGUAUAAAACCGAAAACCAAGUGGUCAACAUCGGAAUCAUUCAACAAGAUCAUUGAAAGCCCCACUAAAAUAUUAAGGAAGAGCCCCAGGGAUGAAAAACAGUCCUCGCUCGCUGAAGGGGAUGGUUUGGGGGUUUUGGAGUGGGUGCCCCCCGUGUUGGAGACUGAUGACCCCAAAGUUGAUAGUGUUAAGAAAUCUGGUGCAAUUAUGAGCCGAAUCAAUGAGUUUGCUAAGAGAAAGUUUGGACUGGGUAAUAGGAAGAAUUCUGCUGAUAGAGAAAGUCCAAACACAACCCCCACUAAAUUUGAAACCACAGACAACCAGGACCUCCAAAUAUUCGAAGCCCUGGAAAAAAGAGCAGACAACAGCAGUUUCUGCUCGACAAAUUCUAGUGUGCUUAGAAUUCUAUCCAGCACUCCUAGAUCGUUAAAGAGUACAAAAAACAAAGAAGAAUUGAGCCCUACAAAACCACAAAGCACAUCAUCAACGCCAAAAGCCAAAAUAGAGCUGGAAAAUAAGCUUAAAUUGCUAGAUGAGAAAACGGAAGUCAUUAAUAAUUUUAUAUCAAAGUUAAAGUUGAUUAAAGAAAACGAAACUGAUGAUUCUACAAGGGCUGAUUUAGAUUCUGAGGAUAUUUGGUCAAGUACUGGUGGUUCCUUAUCAUAUUCCAGCAGUCCAGAUCAGUUUUCAAAUUUAAAUACAACUCCAAAAGUAAAGGAAAACUUUGAAAAUACGAGUUUUAAUAGUACUUUAAAUCAAAAUUGUGUGGAAUGUGAUAAAAGAAUGAACGAAAUAUCUAAAAAAGAUGCAACAAUUAAAAAGUUAAAGGAAGAGAAUGAUAGAGUGAAUGAUUAUAGUAAAAAUUUAAGGAAAGACAGGGAAGAACUGAAUAGAAAAAUUAGGAAAUUAGAAGAAGAUUUUGACGAAGAAAAGGCCAAUUUAAUGGAAGAUGUGGAAGAUCUGCACAAAAAACUACAGAGGGAAAAACAAAUUUUCGAGAGUUACAAAAAAAACGUCCACAACAUUCGUAAAGAUCAAGACGACUUGACGCAUUUAAGGCAAGAAUUAAUAGAAACAAAAGAACUUCUCAAACUCAAAGAGACGAAAAACGGCGCCACCACGGCGCGGUUACGUUCUCAACUAAAAAUAUUGGAGAAGGAAAACAACGAUUUAAAAACCCAAGUGGAAAAACUGAACAGGGAUAACGCAAAACUAAAAGCGAACCAAAAUUUAUCAAGAAGGCCCUCGGAAACCAAAAUGUUGAGCGAAAUCAACAAAAAUCUCGCUAAAUUAACCGAAGAGACCAAAAAAACGCAAAAUGUUGGUAAUGGGAGUGAAAAAAUCCUCAAGAAAACUGAGAAAAAGGAAAACAUUAACAUCUCGAGGAAAGCCAGUUUUCCACAGGAAAACACCAGCGACGAACUGACAUCGAUGGAAAGCACUGUUUUUGGAAAUUUAUCGCUCGAAAAACAAUACGAAAAUGUUUUUGGGCAACUGCCAGCACAAAACAGCAGUCUUAAUGAAUCCAAAAAAGAAAAAAUUGAAACUAUUUUGCCAGACGGCAGUAGGCAAAUAAAAUACAGCAACGGAAAUGUUAAGAAUAUUUCUGCCGAUGGGGCCAAUAUUGUCGUCAAAUAUUAUAAUAACGAUAUCAAAGAAACUGACACCAUCAAAAACAUAGUGAAAUAUUUUUACUCCAUCAAUAAUACAUGGCAUACAACUUUCGAUGAUGGAACAGAAUAUAUAGAAUUUCCAAGCGGUCAGUCUGAAAAAAAAUACGCAGACGGAAGAUGCGAGAUUUUUUACGCUGACGGUGUGAUGCAGACUAAAUUUAAUGAUGGUAAAGAAGAGGUCAAAUAUACCGACGGAUCUGUCUUGAAUAUUGACUCGAAUGGCAGAAGGGUUUUGGUACUACCCAAUGGUCAAAAAGAGAUUCAUACUGAAACUGAAAAGAGAAGGGAAUAUCCAGAUGGUACCGUGAAAAUUUUAUAUCCUGACGGGUCGCAGGAGACUAGAUAUUCGAAUGGAAGAAUCAGAAAAAAAGAUCCGUCGGGAAUUUUAAUUUUGGAUACAAAAAUUGAUGAGUGAAUAUAAAAAAAUCAAAAUAAUUACUGUGAUAUAAUUUAAAAUUGUAUAUUAAUUAAAAUUGUUUUUAAAA